This is a messenger RNA of Oryzias latipes (Japanese medaka), 3550 nucleotides long. It is a transcript of the gene ppp1caa, whose product is annotated as protein phosphatase 1, catalytic subunit, alpha isozyme a. Gene Ontology annotation, cellular component: nucleus; cytoplasm. The record is from RefSeq and is a predicted model, not a curated record. Gene Ontology annotation, molecular function: protein serine/threonine phosphatase activity. NCBI's taxonomy places the organism in Eukaryota, Metazoa, Chordata, Actinopteri, Beloniformes, Adrianichthyidae.
GACGCUCAUUUGGAAUGGCCCUGUUUUAAAGUUCCUGGGCAAAGAGCGGAGCGACCUGGCCAACCCCUUGGAAAGGGGCCAAGAUUUAACUCAAAGAAAAUAUAUUUUCACUCUUUACAUACAAGCAGCGUACCUGUCACCCCGAAUAUAAGGCGCAGCACUAAAGAACCAAGGUCUACAGCUCGAUAACGUCGGAAAAUACGGAAAAUGGCGGAGCCGGACAAAUUAAACAUCGACUCUAUAAUUCAACGUCUUCUGGAAGUCAAAGGCUCUCGGCCAGGGAAGAAUGUGCAGCUCACAGAAAACGAGAUCCGUGGCCUUUGCCUCAAGUCCCGCGAAAUCUUUCUGAGCCAGCCAAUCCUGCUGGAGCUCGAGGCUCCCUUAAAAAUCUGCGGUGAUGUUCAUGGUCAGUACUACGAUCUGCUGAGGCUCUUUGAGUAUGGAGGUUUCCCCCCAGAAAGCAACUACCUGUUCCUGGGCGACUACGUGGACAGAGGGAAACAAUCACUAGAAACCAUCUGCCUCCUUUUAGCCUACAAGAUCAAAUACCCAGAGAACUUUUUCCUGCUCCGCGGUAACCACGAGUGCGCCUCUAUUAAUCGAAUCUACGGCUUUUAUGAUGAGUGUAAGCGGCGGUAUAACAUUAAGCUGUGGAAGACCUUCACAGACUGCUUUAACUGUUUACCAGUGGCUGCCAUCGUAGAUGAGAAAAUCUUCUGCUGUCAUGGAGGUCUCUCUCCCGACCUUCAGUCAAUGGAGCAGAUCCGCAGAGUAAUGCGGCCCACAGACGUGCCGGACCAGGGUUUGCUGUGCGACCUGCUGUGGGCGGAUCCAGACAAAGACGUUUUGGGCUGGGGGGAAAACGACCGCGGGGUCUCCUUUACGUUCGGUGCAGAUGUGGUGGCCAAAUUUUUGCACAAACAUGACAUGGACCUAAUAUGCAGGGCACAUCAGGUGGUUGAAGACGGUUAUGAGUUUUUUGCAAAGAGGCAACUGGUCACUCUAUUCUCAGCUCCCAACUACUGCGGCGAGUUCGACAACGCUGGUGCUAUGAUGAGCGUGGACGAGACGCUCAUGUGCUCCUUCCAGAUUCUGAAGCCAGCAGAUAAGAAACUGUAUCCCUACGGGGGAGGAAUGGGAUCGGGACGACCGGUGACUCCUCCGCGAAAUUCAGCCAAGGCUGCCAAGGCCAAGAAAUAACACCCGCUGAGGUCCCUUCCUACAACGCGCCACCUCUGUCGGCCCAGUUUUUUUUUUUUUUUUUCUUUCCCCUCACCUCCCAAACUUGUUUGUCAUUUUUCUUCUGGUUAAAAACCAUCAACCAAAAAGAACAAGAGAGGGUUUUUCAUUGUAAAACUAAUUUUAAUGGUUGUUUCUUUGGUCAUUUGCAUGUUUUAUGUGAGCGUUUGGGUAAAAAGUGAGAAUGGUAAAAAAGGGAGUUGUUUUCUUUUAUAUCCCUUCUCCUCUGAAUUCUUAUUCCUUCUGUUUUCUCUUCAUUUUGUAAAAAUAGAUCUUCUCAUGAAUUCUGUACAUUUGAACCUAGCUGCAUCUAUGGGGGGGGGGGCUGUUUAAUGCUAAACAAGGGCGUUUGUCCACCAUGUUUCAGAGGGCCAUGUCUGUCUGUGUGAUGGGGUGGGUGGGGGGCCUGUUUUGGGAUCAACUCAUGGUAGGGAGGGGGGCGGGGCUUCACAGUAGGUGAACGGGUGCACAGACGUGCGGUUGAAUGCUGAAAGACGGAACCACAAUAACGUGUUUUUAUGUUUAUUAUUCCUACAUCCACUUUGAUAUGACUUCAUCAUCAUGGACGUGCUGUUAGAUUUCCUCUUUUUAUUUUUGUAGAAACAUGAAACCAGCAUUGUUUUUCUUUAGUUCACUCAAAGUUGACUAAAUAAAAAUCACAGCUCAUUUCAAGUUGGCCAUCAUGCGGAUCACUUUUGUGUUUGUCAUGUUUGUCAAGGUCAUGUUUUUUUUUUGUUUUUAGCUCUGUGUUGCUGGCUUGCUGAGAAUAGACACAUUUUUGGAAUUUUAAGAAUGGACGUUUGUGUUAAAGGUGCACAAACAGAGCCUUUUUUCGUUUCUUCUUUUUUUUUUUACAUGUUAUGAAUAGUUUCAACAUUCAAGUGUUCAGUUCAAUGUAAACAUUCCCAAUCUAAACUGGGCACACGUGGCCGAGGAGAGAGCAGUGCAAUAACUCCCGUUUGGAAUUGUAGGAAGUGCGUAUGAAACUUUGUUCAACAAAUAUACUUCAGAUAAUCACAACCACGUAUUCCCAUUGAACCUAGCUUAAGGCGUUUUCCACGCGACCAGCUUCUGCCGUUUAGUAAUCUAGUAAAAGAAAUUGCAUAAGGAAUGUAGAAUUACUUGGGAUGCUUUUGCCUGCAAUAAUUUUUGGUUCAGCUGUGGGGAAAAAAGAGCCAUAGACGGAUAAAACAAAACUGUUUUCAAAUGCGGUGAUUUUUAUUUUAUAAUUACCGCUGUGCAUUAAGUUCAGAGGCACACAGGGUCUUCCCAGUGAAAGCAGGCUGACGUUCAGCUUCCUGGUGAAAAACACAAAAGGCUUCCCUCUGCAGCGUAUUAAAAGUAUUUCACUGCCCGUUACUUCUAACCCAGACACACUUUCUGUCCGUCCGUCCGUCGUGUUGCAUAAUGGCUCCAUUUGUCUGCUCUCUAUCCUCAUUCUUGAGCGCUCUGUUCAAGUGUAAACACAUGCAGCUUUGAGAUUACGAAGCCACUAAACGUCAGAGCGCGGAGGAGCUGGAGUUCUACCUGCUCUUGUUCCUCUUUUCUUUUUUGUUUCUUAGCCAGAGGUGCUAAAUUCAAGGCCUCUCCAGACAAGAGAUUCAAACGUCACCGGUAAAUUCUGUUGAACGGUUUCUGUGCAACUUUCAUUUUUAUUUUUUUCUUUAAACACCCAGCAAGUCAACUCAGGAAGUGAAAAUUCAACGACAAAAUCAUGCAAUUUAAUGAUCCACAUGGAAAAACACUCACAGCCCAUGAUUAGAGGAUGAAGCAAGUUUUAUGUUCACAUUUAAAUAAAAAUGUAAACAGGCGUUCUAAUGUUUAUGAGGAGCCUGUCAUGUUCAGGUGUUGCUACUUCUGAUUGUAAAUGUCAGCAAACACUGAUCAUAAAUGUGGGAAAUGUCUUCUAUCAUGGGUGUAAAAGAAAUUUAGGAUAGCAUCAACAGAUGAGUAAAUCUCCUGCAUUAUUGCUCCAUAGAUGGACACUUUUCCUCUUAAACUUCAGCUUUAAGCAUCUUUAUCUUGUUUGUUUAAAGGUGUUGAGUCUAAAGUUUGCUUUCUGAGUUUUCCUAUAGUUUUGACUGAACACUUAAGAUACUGCUAGCUCGUUAGUGUAGGAACCUUUAAUCAAUCAGGGAUGUUUUGCACCAUGCACUGUUGCUGGGGAAAAGUCUAAAAUCAUAGGAUUAAAGCAGUUAAACUCCAAAAGAAAGAGAAAUAAACCAUAGUUUUUAUUAUUUGGGUUUCAUCUGUUUCAGGCCUCUCAGACAGUCUCUGUUCCAAGGCAAAAAUAAAAUACAGAAUUUUGGAA